AUGACGUGCGAAGCUUUGGUAGCCAGGCUGGCUGAUCCUUCUAAGGUGCUCAGCAUCGUCAAAAGCAUUAUCUGUGUUUCCUCGAUUUCCAAAUCAGUGAUGAAUAUCUCGCUGAUUUUGAAUCUGACGCCCCUUCUUGUUACUGCAACGGACUGGUUUGACUUGAGCUCCAAACGCGGCAGAAAGCUGGUGGCCACGAACCUCUGUGGUAUCAUGCACUGGGCCCGCCAGUGGUGA
Messenger RNA from Penicillium bovifimosum, 237 nucleotides. RefSeq lists its product as uncharacterized. The coding region runs from base 1 to 237 and encodes 78 amino acids. NCBI's taxonomy places the organism in Eukaryota, Fungi, Ascomycota, Eurotiomycetes, Eurotiales, Aspergillaceae. The transcript has 2 exons. The record is from RefSeq and is a predicted model, not a curated record.